Molecule: messenger RNA, 6826 nt
Organism: Psammomys obesus (fat sand rat)
Lineage: Eukaryota; Metazoa; Chordata; Mammalia; Rodentia; Muridae
Gene: Taok1
Product: TAO kinase 1
Exons: 22
Coding region: 367-3372 (1001 amino acids)
Biological process (GO): execution phase of apoptosis; protein phosphorylation
Molecular function (GO): protein kinase activity; ATP binding
Source: RefSeq, a predicted model, not a curated record
GCGGCGGUCUGUCGCCGGGCCCCCUCCUCCUCACUCCCCGCUCUCCGCCGCCGCGGCCAGCGGAGCGCUCCGGGGGUCUGCGCCUGUCCGCCCCGCCCCAGACCUGCCGGCGAAGGGUGCUAUACACCUUUAAUCACAACAUUUGGGAGGCAAAAGCAUGUGGAUCUUUGUCUGGCCUACAUAGCAUGAUCCCAGCUGACCAGGACUUACACGGUUUCUGAACUUGUUCAUGGCUGGAGUUUUAAAAAACAUAUUCAAGAUUUCCUGUUAUAAAAUUUGAUGCCAGCGUGGCUUCAUUCAUACAGAUGAACCAAGCAUUGGGAUAGCAGUAUAAAAUUAGAAUCAGACAGCUGACUGCUCAGCAGGAUGCCAUCAACUAACAGAGCAGGCAGUCUAAAGGACCCUGAAAUUGCAGAGCUCUUCUUCAAAGAAGACCCGGAAAAGCUCUUCACAGACCUCAGAGAAAUCGGCCAUGGGAGCUUUGGAGCAGUAUAUUUUGCACGAGAUGUACGCACUAAUGAAGUGGUGGCCAUCAAGAAAAUGUCUUAUAGUGGAAAGCAGUCUACUGAGAAAUGGCAGGAUAUUAUUAAGGAAGUCAAGUUUCUACAAAGAAUAAAACAUCCCAACAGUAUAGAAUAUAAAGGCUGCUAUUUACGUGAACAUACAGCAUGGCUUGUAAUGGAAUAUUGUUUGGGAUCUGCUUCAGAUUUACUAGAAGUUCAUAAAAAGCCAUUACAAGAAGUGGAAAUAGCAGCAAUUACACAUGGUGCUCUCCAGGGAUUAGCUUAUUUACAUUCUCACACCAUGAUCCAUAGAGAUAUCAAAGCAGGAAAUAUCCUUCUGACAGAACCAGGCCAGGUGAAACUUGCUGACUUUGGAUCUGCUUCCAUGGCUUCCCCUGCCAAUUCUUUUGUGGGAACACCAUAUUGGAUGGCCCCAGAAGUAAUUUUAGCCAUGGAUGAAGGACAGUAUGAUGGCAAAGUUGAUGUAUGGUCUCUUGGAAUAACAUGUAUUGAAUUAGCGGAGAGGAAGCCUCCUUUAUUUAAUAUGAAUGCAAUGAGUGCCUUAUAUCACAUAGCCCAAAAUGAAUCCCCUACACUACAGUCAAAUGAAUGGUCUGAUUAUUUUCGAAACUUUGUAGAUUCUUGCCUCCAGAAAAUCCCUCAAGAUCGCCCUACAUCAGAGGAACUUUUAAAGCACAUGUUUGUUCUUCGCGAGCGCCCAGAAACAGUGUUAAUAGAUCUUAUUCAAAGGACAAAGGAUGCAGUGAGAGAGCUGGACAAUCUGCAGUAUCGAAAGAUGAAGAAGCUCCUUUUCCAGGAGGCACAUAAUGGACCAGCAGUAGAAGCACAGGAAGAAGAGGAGGAGCAAGAUCAUGGUGUUGGCCGGACAGGAACAGUGAAUAGUGUUGGCAGUAAUCAGUCUAUUCCCAGUAUGUCUAUCAGUGCCAGCAGCCAAAGCAGCAGUGUUAACAGUCUUCCAGAUGCCUCGGAUGACAAGAGUGAGCUAGACAUGAUGGAGGGAGACCAUACAGUGAUGUCUAACAGUUCUGUCAUCCACUUAAAACCCGAGGAGGAAAAUUACAGAGAAGAGGGAGAUCCUAGAACACGAGCAUCAGAUCCGCAGUCUCCACCUCAAGUGUCUCGCCACAAGUCACAUUAUCGUAACAGAGAGCACUUUGCAACUAUCCGAACAGCAUCACUGGUUACAAGGCAGAUGCAAGAGCAUGAGCAGGACUCUGAACUUAGAGAGCAGAUGUCUGGUUAUAAACGGAUGAGGCGACAGCAUCAGAAGCAGCUGAUGACUCUGGAAAAUAAACUAAAGGCAGAGAUGGAUGAACACCGUCUCAGAUUAGAUAAAGAUCUUGAAACUCAGCGUAACAAUUUUGCUGCAGAAAUGGAGAAACUUAUCAAGAAACACCAAGCUGCUAUGGAGAAAGAGGCUAAAGUAAUGGCCAAUGAGGAGAAAAAAUUUCAGCAACACAUCCAGGCUCAACAGAAGAAAGAACUGAACAGCUUCUUGGAGUCCCAAAAAAGAGAAUAUAAACUUCGAAAAGAGCAGCUUAAGGAGGAGCUGAAUGAAAACCAGAGCACACCUAAAAAAGAAAAGCAGGAAUGGCUUUCAAAGCAGAAGGAGAAUAUACAGCAUUUUCAGGCAGAAGAAGAAGCUAACCUUCUUCGACGUCAAAGGCAGUAUCUGGAGCUAGAGUGUCGUCGCUUCAAGAGAAGAAUGUUACUUGGGCGACAUAACUUGGAGCAGGACCUUGUCAGGGAGGAGUUAAACAAAAGACAGACUCAGAAGGACUUGGAACAUGCUAUGCUACUACGACAGCAUGAAUCCAUGCAAGAACUGGAGUUUCGCCACCUCAACACUAUUCAGAAGAUGCGCUGUGAGUUGAUCAGACUGCAGCAUCAGACUGAGCUCACUAACCAGCUGGAAUACAAUAAGAGAAGAGAACGAGAAUUAAGGCGAAAACAUGUCAUGGAAGUGCGACAACAGCCCAAGAGUCUGAAGUCUAAAGAACUCCAAAUAAAAAAGCAGUUUCAGGAUACCUGCAAAAUUCAGACCAGACAGUACAAAGCAUUAAGGAACCACCUUCUGGAGACUACACCAAAGAGUGAGCACAAAGCUGUUCUGAAAAGACUCAAGGAGGAACAGACUCGGAAGUUAGCCAUCUUGGCUGAGCAGUAUGAUCAUAGCAUUAAUGAAAUGCUCUCCACACAAGCUCUGCGUUUGGAUGAAGCACAGGAAGCAGAAUGCCAGGUUUUGAAGAUGCAGCUGCAGCAGGAACUGGAGCUGUUGAAUGCAUACCAGAGCAAAAUCAAGAUGCAGGCUGAGGCCCAACAUGAUCGAGAGCUUCGAGAACUAGAACAGAGGGUCUCCCUUCGCAGGGCACUCUUAGAACAAAAGAUUGAAGAAGAGAUGUUGGCUUUGCAGAAUGAACGCACAGAACGAAUACGUAGCCUGCUUGAGCGUCAAGCCAGAGAAAUUGAAGCUUUUGACUCUGAAAGCAUGAGACUAGGUUUUAGUAACAUGGUCCUUUCUAAUCUCUCCCCUGAGGCGUUCAGCCACAGCUACCCCGGAGCUUCUAGUUGGUCUCACAAUCCUACUGGGGGUCCAGGACCUCACUGGGGUCAUCCCAUGGGUGGCACACCACAAGCUUGGGGCCAUCCGAUACAGGGUGGACCCCAGCCAUGGGGUCAUCCGUCAGGGCCAAUGCAAGGGGUACCUCGAGGUAGCAGUAUGGGAGUCCGCAAUAGCCCCCAGGCUCUGAGGCGGACAGCUUCUGGGGGACGGACAGAACAGGGCAUGAGCAGAAGCACGAGUGUCACUUCACAAAUAUCCAAUGGGUCACACAUGUCUUACACAUAAUAAUUGAAAGUGGCAAUUCCGCUGGAGCUGUCUGCCAAAAGAAACUGCCUACAGACAUCAGCAUAGCAGCCUCCUCACUUGGGUACUACCUUGUGGAAGCUGUGCAUAUGGUAUAUUUUAUUUGUCUUUGUAAAGCGUUAUGUUUUGUGUUUACUAAUUGGGAUGUCAUAGUAUUUGGCUGCCGGGUUUUUGUGGUUGGCUUUUUGUUUCUUUGUUUUUAACUUUUGGAAAAUUUUUAAGGUGGGGAUAGAUAAUAUUUUAUGUGUGUGACAAAAAAAUAAUUGGCUUAAUAGAAGGGGUACUAUCUGAACAAUAUAAAAAUAAAAUGAAACAAACUAACCUGAAUUAUCACUUUAGGGUGUCCAUAGCCUAAGAAACUUGUUGGAAGAUCUAAAGCCUUCCUUCAUAUUCCAAAUUCUCUGAGUCACUGACAGCAGGCAGCAUCCAUGCUGAAACACGCUCUUACUGAAACAGUCCUCCACUCCUUUCCUUUAUUUAUGACAUUGAUCUGACUUUUCAGCCUCGUUUGGACUAAAAAGCAGACCACGAACAUUAAAAGAUUUUAUUUACCUUUUCAGGUAGCAGAAAAUCAUUUAGUUAUUUGCUAAGUGCUUCAGAAGUUUGUCACUGAUUCUGUAGGUUGUAUAAUGUAAGGUAGAGUUGCUUAAGGAGGUUACAAGCUGUGUGGGGAUUGCACUAAUAAGCCUGUGAGCUUUCUGAGGGAAAAAACAGAGGGCUAGGGGCCCCCUAAUAGUUCCUGUGAGUGGAAUGUUUAGCACGGAGUGAGGAGAUAAAGCCGAAAUAUCCUGACAUUGUGUUUCUUGUACAAUGAUAUCUUAUCCAACCCAAAUAAGACCCCAACAGUACCUUGCUUUGUUUGUACAAAACAAAGACGAAUAGCCAACACAAAGCAAAUGCCAGAGGUAUUGACUGAUGCCAUAUUUGUGAACUGCCAUUUAUUAAAAUACUCAUGACACUACAUAAUUUUAUGAUCCCCUCUUUGGCUUACCGAAUUUCCUGUUUACAAGUAGCAAUAGUCAAUUAUUUAAAUAUUUAGUUGCCACUAGGAGUCACUGAGCCAAUGACUACCAGCUGCUGACUAAUCUUCACACUGUAGUUGUUGCUUCAUUUGCAGGUCCUCUGUUUAAUUGCUGUUUUUGUUGCAGCAGUACCUACAAACUUAAUUCAUUGAGACUUAGUGACCAUCUGGGUCUGUGUUAAUAUCACACCUUUCAGAAUUCUCUAGCCUCAUUGCUAAAAUACUACUGAGAAAGAAACUAGGUAGUUUGGUGAGUGAAAGAAAACAAAAACAAAAAUUAAAAAUAUUAUGUGGUGGUCAGGGACCACUAACAUUUGGGGAGUAUGUUUUGUCUGUUCUUAAAUGAAGGAUCAGUCCAGUGUUGUACAUCAAUGUCAACUACUAUCUCAUUGCUUGUGUGCAGCUUGAGUUGGAGGUAGGCAAGGGGCAGUGCCUUCUUUUAGUAGCAGACCGGAGCUUCUUUUAAGAUAAUUGUCCUCCCUUUUCAGUUGUCUUGAAGAGCUCUUGCUGCUAACUAUGGGUCCUGCUUUUCAUGCAGGUAGAGGGCAAAAAUUCUCUUAAUCAUACUUAGAACAAACUAGUGACCAAAUUGUCAUCUGCUACUAUUAAAAGUUCUUGGUUUCCUUAACCACAUUUUAGGUGUUGUCCAAGUAGGUCAUUCCAGUCUUCAUGAUUUACCCGUUAAGGAGUUUCUGACAUUGGUUUGGGGGUUUCUGACACUAAUUUAAAAAAAUAAAAAUAAAAGAUCAGGGUGUGGUAGCACAUGCCUAUAAUCCCAGCCCUUGGGAGGCAGGGUUAGGAGUCUCAGGUUCAAGGCUGCCUUCAGUUGUCUCAAAAAGGAAGAACAAAAGAAAGGUAGAUGCUAUAGUAUAGGUCCUUUGAAAAACCUAUAGAAGGUUAAUAGCAGGGUUCACACACACUUCUAGGCAGGGUUUUAAACAUAUUCCACAUCAGUUUUAAAGUAUACAUAUACUUGUUAUAGCUAAUGGAAAGAGCUUUUUAGUUUUCAGUCUUUUUUUUUUUUUUCAUUCAAAGUACUAUUAAAGAGUUUCAAACAAAUUGAGAGUUCUAUAUAUUUGGAGGAAAUAAGAGAAAGCUUUAGAAUUUAAUAGGCUACUCAAAAUUAAAGGAAUAUCAUCUUUAAAGUCCAUUCUUCAUCUAUCUGGCACCUAUCAACUAAUGAAGGAUUAGAAUGGGAAAGCAGUUCAGAUGUGUAUAAAAUUUUUUCUUCAGACUCCAGAAUGCUACCAGAGAUACAAUUUUACCACCCAUAUGUGAGCUUCACUUGGUCCGAUUGCGUAACUGAGUCCAUUUUGAUCAUAAUGUACUCACAGUAGUGUGAUUGAAUACUAUCUGUCCUGUCCAGUAGGGAUUUCUGCCUUAUCAAAUCAUGUGGCACUCCAUGUAGGUUAUUAUGCCUGGAUUAUACCAUCAGUUUAGUUAAUACAGUUAGUUCUCAAAAUGAUUAAAAUUCAUAGGUUUGUGUUUGUAAACUAUAACUUCAAAGGAGUUUAUGUUCAUGGCAGGAAAGGUCACAGUAAAGACUGGUAGCAGGAAAAUUUGAAAGGGUUUGAAGUGCCCUGAAGAUAGGGCAAGUACUUUCUGGAAAAAAAAAAUGUAAAUGUCAAUAUUUGACCAAAUUAACACUACCUCCUCCCAGUUAUUGAUACUCACUCGUUAUAUGUGUGUUUAAGAAAGUAGGAAGCGUGAAGAACUUGUGUAGCACACCAGAAGUUGUGGGUCUUUUUCUGGUAUCCAGAGCCUAACAGGGAAACAUUUCUUGUUCUCCCUUUUUUUGGGUCAGCAUUUUAAAAAUGCAAAGCCUCAUAUCUUGAGACAUCUUAUUCUUAAUUAGAUUCAUCACCCUUUGCACAUAACUUUUCUCUUUUAAACUUAGCUCUAACCCUAAAUUUUGACAUCAGAAAGUGUUUGCACUGUAUAAACAAUGUUAGCUGAAAGCGUGUUUAUUUUUAUUAAAGCUCCCGCUUUUCUGUACAUUUCCAUAGUCCUAAAUUGGAAGUCACACCCAUAGAUGAAACAGUCUCAAGUCAAGGCCUUGCUAAUAAAUGGAGCUUUGUACAUAGUCAUGAUUUUUUGGCUACCUGGAUAUCAAGUAAGUAACACUCAGAACACUAAAGAAACUCUCCUGGAGAUUCCAUCCUGCCACUAACAAGUUUUGUUCUGUACAUUUUUUUCAAAAAUUGAAAACUUUUUUUCAGAUCCUAAAGCAGAAUUUAGUAAUUUUGUGCUUCUGUAAAUGUCUAGCAUUUUAAACUUACAUAGAUUACAUUGUUUUGGACACUGGAAUAAUACGAUUUAUUUUCACCUGUAAAAAUAACUUCAUUGUACUUGAACACCUUUGCAUUUCUCCAUUUGUGCCAUUUACAAGUGGAAAUAAAUUGUAUUAUACCAUGA